AUGUUGCGAUUGGUACGGUAUAAGUCGACGAGGCUGCCACCAAAAUCCCUGAUUAUCAAGCAAAAUAGCCGUUUAAAUAAGAAGAAUACAGAAAAUUCGAAGGUCGUCAUCUCAUCACUGCGUGAUGUUAUAUCUUUAUUUCAAGCCAAUUCUCAGACUCAAGAAGAUGAUGACUUAGAGACACUCAACCACGAAAUGUAUCUUCUUCAGCAAAUUGAAUCUGGUGAGGUCGAAAGAUUACUCAAGUCAAAAUUCCAAAUCGAUGAAUCUAAACAACUAUUAUCCACUGGUGCCCUGAUAAAAAAUUACCCCCAGCUAAACAAGGAUGAGUUAGAAUUGAUUAAGAAGGUUAAUGAUUUGGAGAAUAUCAAGCCAUGGUCUCAGAUCCCUCAAUUUGUGAAACAAGCACAAUUUUAUCUAUCAUACGGUUCAUAUGGUCCGAGACUGGAUUUACCAUUUAAAGCCAAUGAGAAACCACUUGAUUUCACUUACGUCAAUAGAGCCAGAAAACAAUUUGGCCAAGAGCCAUACAAGAGACUGAAAAAGGACCAAUUGGUCAACAUCUAUGAAGUUACUCCUACAAGGCAAAGGUAUUUCAAUGACAAGACCGUAGAUCCAGUGAGUAGAUUUUUCAUAUGGACGGCAAUCGCUGUCUCAGCCGCUGUUGGUUGGAAAGAGUACAAGUUACGGGAAGAUGGGGAGUCAUUAGUGACCGUUGUAGAUAAAGAUUAG
Molecule: messenger RNA, 732 nt
Organism: Torulaspora delbrueckii
Lineage: Eukaryota; Fungi; Ascomycota; Saccharomycetes; Saccharomycetales; Saccharomycetaceae
Gene: GEP7
Product: Gep7p
Exons: 1
Coding region: 1-732 (243 amino acids)
Source: RefSeq, a predicted model, not a curated record